Messenger RNA from Ahaetulla prasina, 3147 nucleotides. It is a transcript of the gene MAB21L4, whose product is annotated as mab-21 like 4. NCBI's taxonomy places the organism in Eukaryota, Metazoa, Chordata, Lepidosauria, Squamata, Colubridae. The record is from RefSeq and is a predicted model, not a curated record. The transcript is spliced from 5 exons. Bases 95 to 1417 code for a protein of 440 amino acids.
UCAGGGCUGUACCAAUGUUUUUGUCUGCUUCCAGAGCUACCUUGGGCAACAAAAGGAUUUACGGGAGGAAUUUCAUCUCUGCCAACCUUCCAUCAUGGCGGAAAAGGUUCCUAACUGGCACAGCUAUCUUAAGGUGAUUCAGUCCCGUGAAUAUCAGAGAGUGCAGCAUUUUCAAAAGGCAGAAAACAUUUUGUUUAUUGUACUGGAAAGAGUCAAGACAAUGGAUCCUAGAGUUAUAGUGGAUUAUUCAAGAAACUUGGAAGCCUUGGAAUUUUCCCUCUCCGCUGCAGAAGAUGAAGUUACCAUGGAGGUUCCCUUAUGUGUCAAUGCUGAAGUUCUCCUGAUGCAACCAUGUACAGAUGAACAAAGUAAUGCUGAGAAUGUUACUCAUAGGAAUUGCCAGAUCCCAGGACCAUGCUAUUUAGGGAUACCUAAGCAAGAAACCAACCUAGAAAACUGGACCAAAGAAGAUGUGUUCAGUGCUGUGGAUCACGCCGAUUCCAGGGGACACAUUGUGCCAGGCAAAGUUCUUCAUCUCCUGAAAGAACUGAUAGUUGCUGCCAUUGUUCACUGCAAGCAUCAGAAUCUUAUUAAGCCAGGUGAACUUAGUGCUGAGAGGUUAAAUGAGGAUGGGAUGCAGCUGCCUUUGUUGGUGUCCAGUGACUGGAAAACAAUCUGCUUCAACAUUAUCCCAGUAAUGAGGAGAAAACAGGAUGCUCUGAACAACUGGCAAGAAAGAGGUUUCCCAAAAGGCAGUCUGAGCAAAGUCACUCAAGAAGCUGUUUUCAUUCCUGCCAGUUACCAUCACUGGAGGUGCUCCACCAAUCGUCCCAUCUCGAAACUUGUUCAAAUUGUAAGCACCCUAAAGGGAUAUCGCCUGGACAGCCUCUGCCUUCUUGACCAAAUCAACCAUGAGUACUGGAGAGGAAAAGGGGAGGAAAAGGGGCUCACAUUUCAACAUUUGAAGAUGAUAUUGCUGUGGGCUACUCAUUUUUUUCCUUCCUCUGAAGACUGGCUGAGUCUGGAAGGAUCAGUAUAUCGUCUGCUGGUGAUCUUACUCUGCUGCUUGGUGACCAAAGAUCUUCCCCAUUUUUUAUAUCCAGAGCAAAAUCUGUUCAAGAAUGAUAGUCCGGACCUAACUGCUUUGUAUCCCAAAGUGGAAAGCUUUGCCAUAAGCCCUAAGUAUUUCCUAAAGUUUCAUUUUGCCCAAAGAGAAGGCAAGAAAUUCUAUCAGAAGGAUAAUGGUCUCAAAGCUUUACUUCAACUUCCAGCUGAAAAUAGAGAUUACUGGGAUACUGCCUUUUUUGAUACGCUGCUUAGCAAGUUUCAGAUGUAUCAGAUUACAGACACACAACGGAUAUCUGCUAUGUCAAACACCUUGUCCAAGAUUAAGAAAAUGGUCCAUAACAAAAGUUGAAAAUUCUUGUCUUUCCUGCCUAGAUGAAUUUUUGAAUAUGCGUUAUAUUUAGCUUAUUUCUUGUGAUCAGGCUUCAAUUCUAAUAUUUUGGAGUUUCUUGCUCAAGAAAAUAAGGCACAUAUAGCAUGUCACUCUUCAGUAUAUAAAGGUAGCACUUGUUGAAUUCAAUUUCCUUACUAAGAAUGAUGGUCCAAUUUGUUACUGUCUUUUACACAGGAAGUAAAAUAUAUACAGUGGUCUUAAUUCUCUGUCCAUAUACUGUUUAUCAGAGGUUCACAAAGUUUAGAAAGAAUCACCAGAAGUCUUCCAAAAGUUGCUACUAAAUAGUAAUUGUGAAUGUGACAGCAAUAAUAAUUACAUACAUGCAGAGUAAGACUAUUAAUCUAAUUACUGUAACUUAAAAUUAAUAUAAUUUUUGUCCAGGCUCUCAAAAUCUUCAUUCUGUUCCCCAUUCACCAUGUCAGAAUGGGAUAGUAUACUUCUUAAUAGUAUGCUACUAUAUAAGAAGAAAAUAUUAAGAUAUUCUGAGUCUCUUUAGGAAAUUCCAAUGUUCAGAAUUAAUACAGGAAAAAAGAAUUAAAAAAAGAAGCAAAGUAUUUUUCAAUAGCCUUUUCAGAGCUCAGGAAUAUGUGGACAGCACAGUAUGUUAUUGUUGCAGAUUUCUAAAGGCUGAAAACCUGAUGAAAACAUAGCAUAAGAACUUCUGGUCAUCUAUUGCUUUAGUAGGAAUUUCAGCAGUUCUUUGCUCACUGUCCCCCCUUACUGAUAAUGAUUGGUAGUACAUCUAUGAAUUAAAAACUGCACACAAUAUCUAAGGGGCUGCCACAAAGAAGAGGGAGUCAACCUAUUCUCCAAAGCACCAGAAGGCAGGCCAAAAAGUAAUGGAUGAAAACUAAACAAGGAUAGAAGCAACCUAGAACUAAGGAGAAAUUUCCUGACAAUUAGAAGUUAGUCAGUGGAACGACGUGCCUCCAUAAAUUGUGUAUGCUACAACAAUGGACGUUUUAAAGAAGAGAUUGAACAACCAUUUGGCUGAAAUGGUAUAGGAUUUCCUGCCUGAGCAGGGCGUUGGACUAGAACACCUCCCAGGUCCUGUCCAACUAUUCUGUUCUGUUCUGUUCUGUUCUGUUGUUCUAUUCUAUUCUAUUCUAUUCUAUUCUAUUCUAUUCUAUUCUAUUCUAUUCUAUUCUAUUCUAUUCCAUUCCAUUCCAUUCUUACACUUGCAUACAUCUGUGAAAACCUGGAUGUUAAUCUAGAACUAAACCCUUUUUCCCAUGCAGCCCUUGGAGCCAAAACAGCUGCCAUCUGCAUUGUAGAAAGUGAUCUUUUGUGAAGAACAUACACUUACAAAGCAAUGCUAGAACCUAUAUAAUGUUAAUUACAGCCAUAUAAUGUAUCUGUAUUCUUUCUGCAUAGGAAGAAUUUAUGAAGUAACAAAAUCAUAGAAUAUCUUUUUGUAUGAUUGUACUUAAAGUUAUAUAUGUUCAUGGUGCUGCCAAUUAGUCAUUGUUAUUUUAAAUUCUAUUAUAUGUGUGUUAAUUCAUAUAUGUGAGAAAAGUAAUAAUGUAAUACAACUCUAUAUGAAAACUUGUUAUCUGAUUUUGAUAUCAUAAGUAAUUAAUUUUUCCCAGUUUAUGGCUCAGUUUUAUUCUGAUCAGACACUGUAAAUAUAUCAUUUACUAAUGGCAUCAAGGUAAUUUCAAUACAAUACAUAAUAUAUAUAAUUCGUC